This is a messenger RNA of Fonsecaea multimorphosa CBS 102226, 537 nucleotides long. RefSeq lists its product as uncharacterized. The record is from RefSeq and is a predicted model, not a curated record. NCBI's taxonomy places the organism in Eukaryota, Fungi, Ascomycota, Eurotiomycetes, Chaetothyriales, Herpotrichiellaceae. The transcript has a single exon. Bases 1 to 537 code for a protein of 178 amino acids.
AUGGCCGAGGUGUCACUUGUCACCCUGCCACCCGAGAUCCGGCUGCAGAUAUGGUCCUACCUUGUCCGACCGACGACGAUCUACCCUUGCGAGUGCGCCACGAGAGACGAGCAAUGUCAAGCCCAUCGCCUGGGCACCUGCUGCCACAACACCUCCACGUACCAGCACUGUGACAACCGCAUCCUCCGGGUCAGUCGUCAGAUCUUCGAAGAAGUCCAGCCCGUCGCCAAGCGGGCGGAGCAAGCGCGACUCUUCGUGCUGUGCAACAAUCUCUGCCUCGACAAUUUCUUCAAGUCCCUGGACCCGAGGGACUGGAAGUGGGUCAAACAUCUGAGGGUCGAUCUGUUCGUCGGCUGGGGCAACGACAACCAGGACGACUGGUUUCUGUGCCAGAUGCACCGCUGGGCGAGGAGGUAUGUGGCCGGCACCUUGAACAAGUAUGAUCAGGGGCGCGAAGUCUCGAUCCAGCCGGCCCAGGAGGCCAGAGAAGACAAGAAUGGGAGGAGGACGCUCACUGUCGACAUCUACCUUUCGUGA